This is a messenger RNA of Amphimedon queenslandica, 1101 nucleotides long. Its product is annotated as carbonic anhydrase 2. The record is from RefSeq and is a predicted model, not a curated record. Lineage: Eukaryota; Metazoa; Porifera; Demospongiae; Haplosclerida; Niphatidae. The coding region runs from base 43 to 930 and encodes 295 amino acids. Gene Ontology annotation, molecular function: carbonate dehydratase activity; zinc ion binding. The transcript has a single exon.
UGGGGUGUAGCUGCGAAAAUUUCCUUUGCUGACUCUAAAAACAUGAUGACUCCACUUGCUUUGUCUCUCUUCUUCUUUUUCGGGAUAGCCUCUGGUGCUGUUCCAUUCAAUUAUACUAAUCAGAUUGCUUGGAACAGUCUUUUUGGAUCAUUCUGCAGUGGGGGCAGACAGUCUCCUAUUGAUAUUAUCACUAGGAACGUUCAAGGUGGCAAUUCUACACUGACUCCUCUUCGGAUGACUAACUGGGACACUAGUGUCAAUGGAUAUGUCCUGAACAAUGGCCACACUCUAAAGUUUAGUCCGUCUUCUGCCUCAAGCGAGGCAAGAGUUCAAACUUUCAUUUCUACUUACAAGCUUCUCCAGUUUCACUUUCAUUGGGGACCUAAUAACAUGGUAGGCUCAGAGAACAAAGUUAAUAAUACUUUCUUCAGCGGUGAGCUUCACUUUGUCAAUCAGAACGUCAGUGCUGUGAAUUCGGUGGGCUCCCAGUUCACUGUUGUAGCAGUAUUCCUAACUGCAGAUUCAUCAGUCCAAUACUCUGGCUCUGUAUGGGAAAAGCUUACUGAAUCUAUUCCUGCUUUUAAUGCUACCAGAUCUAUCCAGAGCAUAACGUAUGAGAGCAUGCUCCCAAGCAACUUGAGCUAUUACUACUUCCCUGGCUCAUUGACCACUCCACUUUGUAACGAGAUAGUGGAAUGGUUUGUCCUUCAGAAUCCAGUCUCUGUCCCAAUGGAGUUCUUCAAUAAGCUUCGUACCCUCAAUGAUACCAAUGGUGAUCCACUCACUCUUAACUAUCGUGAUGUCCAGCCACUUAACGGUCGCACUGUCUCCGGUUACACCGUUGAAUCAGUGAGUGGAUCCAUUGGUCUAAUGUCCACUACCACUGCAUUGCUGGCCUUCCUGUUGAUUGCCGUUCUUGCCAACUAUUAGAUAUAGCUCAGUUCAGAUACAGUUCAUCAUGUAUUGUUUCCAAACUGUUAUAGUUUAGUGACUUAAAGUCACACUUUAGAACUUAUUAGAUGUGCUACCUUUUGUCAAAAGUAUUUUUGAUAGCUUGUUUAUGUCUGAAAUUUAGUUAUUAUGUCUAAAAUGUUAAAUAAA